UUAGAAGGCAGCAUUCGUCUCGGUUUGCCACGCCCGCGGCUUACACAUCGCAUAUGACACGGUGUUGCCUGUGUCGAAAUUAAUGAAACUUCGCUAACAACUCUGGACAGGGUUGAGCUCUAGAACGUUAUGGCGUUAAGUGGUAAGGUAGCUCUUGUAACUGGUGCCAGUCAAGGUUUGGGGAAAGGCUUUUCGGACAUUCUUCUGAAAAAUGGAGCAAAGGUGGCAAUGUUGGACAUUAACGAAACGGUUGGGAAAACCGCCAAAGCGGAUUUUGAUAAAGAGUACGGAGAAGACCGGACCGUUUUUUUGAAAUGCGAUGUCACCUCAGCGGAACAACUAAAAGAUGCGUUCCAGAAAACCAUCGAGAGGUUUGGCGGACUCCACAUCGUUGCCAACAACGCAGGGAUUCUGGAUGAGAGCGACUGGGAGAAAACAGUACAGAUAAAUCUGAAUGGAGUGAUUAGGGGCACCUAUCUGGCACUUCAGCACAUGAAGAAGGGGAGUGGAGGAGGAGGAGGAGUAAUAGUCAACACAGCCUCCAUUGCAGGGCUGGGUCCCCUCUUAACCUCUCCUGUCUACACAGCCACCAAACAUGGAGUCGUUGGGUUCACCAGGGCGAUGGCAGAUGCCUCGAAGGCGAGUGAUUAUGGCGUAAGGAUCAACGCCCUCUGUCCCACUUUCGUCCGAACGCCAAUCCUUGAUUUCCUGACCAAUGAGAAGUCGGCGGGACAGUUUGGUGAUCUCCUGCGUUUAGCCGAGCAGCUCAAGCAGAUGGCCGGCGUACUCGAGGUGCCAGACGUCGCUGAGAGGUUCCUGCAGCUGGUGACGGACGAGGAGAAGAACGGGGCGGUGAUGAUGGUGACGCUGGAGGGCGGCACCGUUGUGAGUUUUCCGGAGCUUUUUAAGGUGGCGGUCGAGCUGGGGCCGCCGUCCCAGUAGCCCGCCAUCGAGAGGGUAGCGUUUCCUUAGAGGGGCGGGUCGCCCCAAAAAUGAGAUAAUGCUUUAGCUGCACUAACCCGGAGUGCCGGCCGUCAAUCCAGGCCGUUUCGCUCAGAUUUAAUUUAGAGUUUUCUAGAUAUCCGCUGCAGCUCUCCCUGAUACAGCGAAUCUCAGCGGUGCCAACGUUUGUGGUGCUCGAAGCACCGAAAAUUUACUUUAAAAAAAACUGCCAGUGUUUCUUUCCAAAUGUAGUGCCACAGUUAUGAACAUGAAUAGACCUUAUUGUAUUCCGGUUUCAUAAAAAAACUGCUUUCUGCCGCAAGUACAGCGACUGUGUGUAUCCGCGUAAAAACUUUCAAACAAAGCUUGCCAGUAUUCUCUAUUUUAAAACUUUGUAGAACUUUGUAGAACGUCUAAGAAAAAACGAUCACUACGAAAAUGUGAAAAUAAAAGCUGAUGUUCAUAUUGUAACAUAUAUGUCUUUAAUACCAUAUAACAUCUUUCUGAUAAAUUACUGCGCCGUCUGACUGCACGUUUAAAAGAAAUGUAUUAAUUCACAAUGCUACGUAAUAAUGGUACACGUACAGUUCACUUACACAGGUCUGAGUUCCUCGUGAAUAAAACUAUUUUCACGUG
Anguilla rostrata (American eel) is the source of this 1578-nucleotide messenger RNA. Its product is annotated as 15-hydroxyprostaglandin dehydrogenase [NAD(+)]-like. The coding region runs from base 130 to 942 and encodes 270 amino acids. Gene Ontology annotation, cellular component: cytoplasm. NCBI's taxonomy places the organism in Eukaryota, Metazoa, Chordata, Actinopteri, Anguilliformes, Anguillidae. The transcript has 8 exons. The record is from RefSeq and is a predicted model, not a curated record. Gene Ontology annotation, molecular function: oxidoreductase activity, acting on the CH-OH group of donors, NAD or NADP as acceptor.